Messenger RNA from Dicentrarchus labrax (European seabass), 2385 nucleotides. RefSeq names its product probable G-protein coupled receptor. NCBI's taxonomy places the organism in Eukaryota, Metazoa, Chordata, Actinopteri, Moronidae. The transcript has 2 exons. Gene Ontology annotation, molecular function: G protein-coupled receptor activity. Gene Ontology annotation, biological process: G protein-coupled receptor signaling pathway. The record is from RefSeq and is a predicted model, not a curated record. Gene Ontology annotation, cellular component: endosome; signaling receptor complex; plasma membrane. Bases 373 to 1653 code for a protein of 426 amino acids.
UCUCCGGUAGUGUCAGCUCUCCCUGGGGAUUCAUCUUCGUGGUUUAUGAUCACAGUUUUUUACAUAGUUCCUGAUAGACCGCUAUAAGGUGGACCAGCACUCUUGUGCACAUGAAAACAACUCCUGAGCACUGAGUUUGAUGCUUCUAAAGAAUCAGAGAGGAGUCAUCAACAUGAUUUGGACGUAUUCAACUUUACAAGACUCACAGAAAACUUUCUGGAGGAACAACAGCCAAUUGUCAACAUUUAAGAGUUGCUUGGAGUGAAGAAUAUUUACUUUGAUGUCCAAAGGAUCCUUCUGCCUCAUUACUGAACAAUGGGGAAGUCAGCAUUAGAGAUGUGUACUUUCCCUUUGAAACCUUUACAAUGAAUCAUGGAGGAAAACAGUUCAUAUCUGACCCCUGAGGACAAUGACAGCACCACAGUUUGGGCACCAAUGCCCUCAGCUCCCAGCAGACAGCUGGGCACCCUUCCCAACCCGCAGACACGGUUCAAGGACCUAACAGGGAUAUUUUUCAUGGUGACCUUGAAUGUUCUGGCACUUCUGGCCAACACUGCUGUUCUUGUUGUUGUCAUAAAAGCCCCUCAUCUCAGGAAAUUUGUCUUUGUGUGCCACCUGUGUGCAGUGGACCUGCUGUGUGCCAUCUUGCUCAUGCCUCUUGGGAUUGUGUCCAGCUCUCCAUACUUUGCUGGUGUGGUGUUCACUGUACUGGAGUGCCAGGUCUAUGUCUUCCUUAAUGUAACCCUCAUAGCUGCCUCUAUCUUAACCAUCACAGCCAUCAGUGUGGAGCGUUACUACUACAUCGUCCACCCCAUGCGCUACGAGGUCAAGAUGACGCUGAAGCUGACUGCAGCCGUGAUAGUGAUGGUGUGGGUGGCCUCUGUCGUGCUGGGGCUAUCCACUGUGUUUGGGUGGCCGUCCUACGGCAGCCUGAGCUCCAUCAGUGCUGCACACUGCUCGCUGCAUUGGAGCCACAGUGACCACCGACGAGUCUUCUCUGUGCUCUUUAGUGUCACCUGUUUCUGCUUGCCUGCUGUUGUGAUUUUUGCUGUCUACUGUAAUGUUUACAAGGUUGCCCGUGUGGCUGCCCGUCAGCAUGGACCUCUGCCCUUAUGGACAAACAGUCAGCUGAAGCAUCGCUCUGACUCGAUAAACAGCCAGACUACAAUCAUCACAACUCGCAAUGCCCCACGUAGGAUUAUGCGUGACCGGCCUUUUGGUGGAGGUAAAGCAGCUCUCACUCUGGUGGUCAUUGUUGGCCAGUUUCUGAUCUGCUGGCUGCCUUACUUUGCCUUCCACCUCCAUCUGACGCUAGACGCGACACCUACGAUACCUGAGGACCUGGAGGAGGCAGUCACCUGGCUGGCCUAUUCCUCCUUUGCUAUUAACCCAUUCUUUUAUGGGCUUCUUAAUCGGCAGAUCAGGGAGGAACUUUGUAAGCUGAGGCGCUGCUACUCAGCCCGGCCAGUGGAACUGGCUGUCUCUAGCCAUGACGGCUCAGGCCAUGAGAACUUCCUGCAGUUCCUCCAUAGGACCAGCUGCACAAUAGAGACACGUGCAAGCUUCGCCACAUCCAGUCCUAGGAGCACACUGGAUCAAACUGGGCAGACUGGUUUCAGGAUACCAGGACAGAUCCCAGAGGAGUUUAGUUAGAUAUACCUCACUGUUGUGCCACAGUAUUUGUAGCCUGCAGGACUAUUACAGCUACAACAUAAAAAGUGAUUCACAGAGGUUAACAGCACUUGACUGUCUGCAAUAUAUCCGUAAACUGUAUUUGCAUACAGUAAAAGCUAAGAUACAGCAUCAAGAAAUAAACAAACAGUUUUUGUUUUUUAACUUUACGUACUUUUAUUUUUUUAUUUUGGGAUUAAGAUUACACUCAGAAACAAUCCUGAUAUAGAAAUUUAAUGGACAUAGUUUCUUAAAUUAUUGUUACUGUAUUUGUGGCUAAACAAGUGUGAUAAAGUUACACUUUAAUUUGACUAGCUACUAAUGCAAAGUUACUGUUUAACUGCAAUCAGUACAUCUCUUUUGUUAUAAAGUAACAAACACAAAUAUCACAUUAUACUUGAAUAGUAAGUCAUGACAAUAUAAUGAGUAGACAGAUCUACAGGUUAAUACUGUCUCAGAAAUUACAGAUUUACAAUACAGAUGAAUGUGAGCAGUCAUUAAUUUUUCAGAAGUUCUUAAGACUACUUAUAUGAGGUAUCAAUAUAGCAGCAAUAUUCUUUGUACUUCAAAGUAAUUCAAUGUUGUCAUGUUGUAUUUAUGUUGCAGGAAUUAAUGUAAAUGUAUUUAUUGUAAUCAAGAGACACAUAACUGUUUGUUCAAUAAUGUAUUGUUUCUUAUUGCUUUAAAUGUGCAAAUAAACACUGGUUAUUUCAA